Molecule: messenger RNA, 773 nt
Organism: Lycium ferocissimum
Lineage: Eukaryota; Viridiplantae; Streptophyta; Magnoliopsida; Solanales; Solanaceae
Product: PRA1 family protein F2-like
Exons: 2
Coding region: 54-686 (210 amino acids)
Biological process (GO): vesicle-mediated transport
Cellular component (GO): Golgi apparatus; endoplasmic reticulum
Source: RefSeq, a predicted model, not a curated record
AAUCUAUAAGAUCAAUCACCUAAAUCCUUCUUCAAAUAUUACACCAAAUAACCAUGUCUGAUAAUCUUUCCAAUUAUGGCACACUUCCAACAUCCACGUCACCAACACCACCACCACCCACCACCCAUUCGGCCAGAAAACCACCUCGUCCCCCUCUACCACCACUCCGACCACCACCUCCACCACCCCCAUCCAAAUCCGAAACCCCCACGCGGCGUCCAUGGCGCGUGUUCUUCGAUUACACCCUCAUUUCCCUUCCUUACAACUACACCGAAGCCAUAACGCGCGUGAGACGCAACCUUAACUACUUUCGCGUAAACUACACUAUGGUAAUCCUCGUUAUCCUCUUCAUCAGCCUUGUUUACCAUCCAAUCUCAAUGAUCGUGUUCUUGGCUGUUUGUAUAGCUUGGUUAUACUAUUUCCAUGAAGAACCAAUCGUAAUUUUGGGUACCCAAUUGGAUGAUCGUCUUGUUUUGGUUGGUUUAGGGUUGGUUACUGUCAUCGCGUUAGCGUUUACUCAUGUGGGUGUUAAUGUUUUGGUUGCUUUGAUUAUUGGGUUUCUUGUUUUGGGCCUACAUGGGGCUUUAAGAGGAACUGAGGAUUUGUUCUUGGAUGAAAAUGAGGCUGCUGAAGGUGGGUUGCUUUCUGUUGUAAGUGAAGAACAAAUCAGGCCUAGUUAUAGAUAGUUUUCAAAUGAUUUGGGAAAUCAGAAAGAAGGGGUUUUGAUAAUUGUUCGUGGAUUACAUUGGGUGAAAUUUAUGAGGGUGUUGAGU